AUGAUUGCCGAGAAACCCAGUUGGAUCAGGCAUGAGGGAAUGCAGAUCUUCUCCAUCGAUAUUCAGCCCGGGGGGCUGAGAUUCGCGACUGGCGGAGGAGAUCACAAGGUGAGUUUUCUUCUUCUUCCCGAGCCCAUCCAGAUUCUAGCCCUAUAGUAUCCUACAAGAAUGCCACGGCCUCUUUGUCUUUCUGUCUGUCAGGUCGGUCGGUCUGUCUGUCUGUCUCCCUCUCCCUCUCCCUCUCUCUCUACGAGUGCUUCCUUUCUACUGUCGAUUCGGCUUGAUUUUUUUUAUGCCUAGGUUCGAAGACAUCAAUUUAUCCCGAAAUAAUAGCUGUAUUUUCCACAAAUAUCGGUUAGAGAUUCAGAGCAUCCCGUUUGCCGCAGAAAAAAAUGGGUUUCUUUCAAAUUAUCUCGGAGGUAGACCAAUCUCUAUAUCUGCUAGUCGGCUUAUUGCCUCUUCAUGGUGUUUGAAUUGCACGGCUCUCUCUCUGCUCUCCAGCUCAAUCCUUAGCUGAUCAAGAGCUGCCCCGUUUGGUGCCACCGGCCAAUUUCUCUGAUGGGGCCCGAUCGGGGAAAGCCUGAAGUAGAUUAGCCAUUGGAGAGUUGGUGUAGAGCUAGGGGAAAAUAGGGAUACUCCUGCCUGCCGGUGGCAAUGCGAAAUGAGGCUCUUUGAUGGAGUAAUUAACUGGGUUGUUUUUUCCCCUUUUUGCUGUAAUGUUCUUGGCUCAGGUUCGAAUAUGGGACAUGAAGUCAUUGGCUAAGGAAUCAGAGAACGACCAGUCGACUCAGAAGCUUCUUGCCACCCUUCGCGAUCACUUUGGUUCGGUGAAUUGCGUCAGAUGGGCCAAGCACGGCCGGUUCAUUGCAUCAGGGUCUGAUGACCAGGCGAUUCUCAUACACGAGAGAAAGCCCGGGUCGGGCACCACCGAGUUCGGAAGUGGGGAGCCCCCGGAUAUAGAGAACUGGAAGGUUGCCAUGACUCUGAGGGGUCAUACUGCCGAUGUGGUAAUUUUCUUAGAUCAUCAUUUCCUUUUUUAUCACUUUUUUUUGUUUCUCUGCUUUGAAGAGAAAUUCUCAUCUCCUCACUGAUCUUCAACCAAUGCCCAUCUUAACUGAGGAUUGCUUUCCAUGCUUGAAGUAGGUAGAUCUCAAUUGGUCUCCGGAUGACUUGACGUUGGCUAGCGGCAGCUUAGAUAACACGGUCCAUAUAUGGAACAUGACCAAUGGGAUAUGCACAGCUGUCCUGAGGGGCCACUCCAGCCUUGUCAAAGGGGUCACCUGGGACCCCAUCGGCUCCUUCAUUGCUAGCCAGUCGGAUGACAAGACUGUCAUCAUCUGGCGCACCGCCGACUGGAGUCUUGCUCAUAGAGCAGAGGGGCAUUGGUCGAAAUCUGUACGUCCCCGGGGCCUCACCCAUCAAUUCGUUUCACUUCCUUCCUCCUUGAUCUUACUUCGUUCUGUUUUGCUCUUUUCCCUAGGUGGGAUCGACAUUCUUUCGGCGGCUCGGAUGGUCCCCUUGUGGGCAUUUCAUAACGACAACUCACGGCUUCCAGAAGCCCCGACACUCUGCACCCGUGUUGGAGAGGGGAGAAUGGUCAGCCACCUUUGACUUUCUCGGCCACAAUGCUCCCAUUGUAGUGGUGAAGUUCAACCACUCCAUGUUCCGCAAGAAUGUCUCCAGUGGCCAGGAACCGAAGGUGCCGCCCGCUGGGUGGACCAACGGCUCCACGAAGAAUGCAUCCAAAGAAUUGCAGCCGUACAAUGUGAUUGCGAUAGGAAGCCAGGAUCGGACAAUAACGGUGUGGACGACGGCCAGUGCUCGGCCCCUCUUUGUGGCCAAGCACUUCUUUUCCCAGAGCGUGGUCGAUCUCUCCUGGUAAAACACCUGAAAAUUGCACUCUCUUGAGCUUCUUUCUCACCGAUUACACUAUGUGGCAUAUAAAUAUUGGAGAUCCCCCCAUCCCACCCCACAGGAGCCCAGAUGGGUACGCCCUUUUUGCAUGUUCCUUGGAUGGGACGGUGGCGACGUUCCACUUUGAAGCCAAGGAGCUGGGCCACAGGCUGAGCGAUUCUGAGUUGGACGACUUGAAGAGGAAUCGGUAUGGAGAUGUGAGAGGGCGGCAGGCAAAUUUAGCCGAAAGCCCUGCACAGUUGCUGUUGGAGGCAGUGGCCGCCAAGCAGUCAGUUGUCAAGAGGGCGGCAUCUGGUGCUCAACAGCUCCAGCCACCGGCAAAAUCUUUGUCUGGUCAAGAGGGCCCAGCCCUUGACCAACCAGCUCCCAAGGCUCCAGAGGCCCCGCUCGAUGAUGGAAAGAAGGAGGGAGGAGGAGCUGCUGGUGAUGAGCUGGGUCGGGCUACUCCCGCUCGCGUGUCUAGCCCUGUUAAACAAAGAGAAUAUCGGAGGCCGGAUGGGAGGAGACGGAUAAUUCCGGAGGCGGUCGGGAUCCCUGCCCAUCAGGAGAAUAUCUCUGGUGCUAUGCGAGCCCAGGGGCUCGAAUUUUCCUCCUUGGGCACCAGUCAACAGAGAGAUGAGAACUUGAUGCUCUCUGAUAGCAGGGCGAGAGAGUCUGCCAUCAAAAGGCCGUUCUGUGGAAGCUCUGAAUCGAAGGUGCCCAGCAAGUGCGCACAGUGCGGCUCCAAGGAGCGCUUGGCGACCACUGCUCGGGCCAGCAUUCAUGAGAGCCUUGUCAUUGAGAAGGCUCCUGGGUCAGCUGGUGCUGAUGUAGAUGCCGUCGUUCCUCACUCCGGGUCGGCGAGCCUACCAAGCUCUCAGGUCUGCAGUUUUCUUUCCGUCCGGGUCUUUGGGAAGAAGGAAGACGACGAUGUGAGCUCGGUAUGUUUGGAGGCUAAACCCAUCGAGAAGGCAGCCCAUGAUAUAUCCGGUGUUGGAAGCACAUUUUCGACCAAGGAGACAGAGAUAUGCUGCACAAAGGGAAAUCGGGCUCUUUGGUCGGACAGGAUCUCCGGAAGGGUCACUGUUUUGGCCGGCAAUGCCAAUUUUUGGGCGGUCGGAUGUGAAGAUGGGUGCCUACAGGUAUGCCCGCGAGUCUUUUCUUUUGGCCUAAUUUAAUCAUAUUACUCUUGACAACCGCGCAGAUGGCUUCUGGUUCAUGCAACCUCUUGUUUUCAUUUAUUUUUUAAAAUAUAUAUUUUUUCUGUUGUUGUUGUUCUUGUGAAGGUUUACACAAAGUGCGGAAGAAGGGCGAUGCCGGCGAUGAUGAUGGGAUCUGCGGCUGUGUUUAUUGACUGCGAUGAGUCCUGGAAGCUGCUUCUUGUCACGAGGAAGGGAUUGAUGUAUGUCUGGGACCUGUUCAACAGGACCUGCAUUCUGCAAGACUCCUUGGCCUCCCUCAUCACCUCUGUGGAGAAUUCUCUCACAAAAGAUCCAAGUAAGUGUUCUUCCCAUCUUCUUCGUCGUGUAUCUGAAAGGAAAACGAUUUUGGGAGCUCCGUGGAGCGGGGUGUUGGGCGAUGGUGGAGAGUCUCAUGUGGAUUCUCGUCCCGCCGCCAUGAAUUAGAUAAUCUGGUUCCUUCACUUGUCUUGUUGAUGCCCGGAUGAACCAGGUCGUGUUCUUCUUUUAUCAGGAACGAUCAAGGUCAUAUCUGCGAGAUUCUCGAGGUCCGGCUCCCCCCUCGUCGUUCUCGCCACUCGCCAUGCGUAUCUCUUCGACAUGGGCAUGAAGUGCUGGCUGAGGAUAGCCGACGACUGCUUCCCCGCGUCGAAUUUCGCGAGUUCCUUGAACCUGGGCUCGGUCCAAGGCGGCGAGCUCGCCAAUCUUCAGAUCGACGUGGGGAAAUUCCUGGCGAGGAAGCCCAGUUGGAGCAGGUUCGUACGGUCUUACAGACGAGGCCUUCCUUCUUCCUCGAUCUGGCCUGGUUCUCUGAUAUGAAUGAGGAAUAAUGGUGGUCUAUCCACGGCAAUGUGGACAGGGUGACGGACGACGGAAUGCAGACCCGAGCGCAUCUGGAGGCGCAGCUGGCGUCGGCGCUGGCCCUGAAGUCGCCCAACGAGUAUCGGCAGUGCCUUCUCUCUUACAUUCGGUUUCUCGCCAGGUUGGUCGGUCUUAUUCAUCUUCUUCUUGGGCUCACAGUUGCCUCUGGUUCAUCCAUGGCUCUGGAGAUCAGACCAGACUGGCAUGGUCUUUGGGAGAGGAACCCAUUUUUAAUCCUACCCAGUAGGUGGGAAUCAGCAGCUGACAGGUUUCAUGGAUCUCUUCCAUUAUCUGCCUCACAGGGAGGCGGACGAGUCCCGCCUGCGCGAGGCCUGCGAGAGCUUCAUCGGCCCGCCGACGGGGAUGGGCGACUCGACCUCCUCGGAUACUCAAAGCCUCGCCUGGGAUCCCUGCGUUCUCGUGAGUAAUCUCUCUCACCGUGCCGACGACGCAAGAUUGAUCGGUCUGUUGAAGAGUUUUAGCGGUGGUUUCUGCAGGGAAUGAAGAAGCAUAGCCUUCUCCGGGAGGAUAUCCUGCCGGCCAUGGCGUCCAACAGGAAGGUCCAGCGCCUGCUGAACGAGUUCAUGGACAUCCUCUCUGAAUAUGAACCCAACGAAGUUGGCGGAGCCCCCCCCACUGUGGGGUCUGAUAAGCUGCCGGAGGUUGAAGGAGCUCCAAGAACCGCCGUUGCGGAUUCACUGGAGGAAUGA
Molecule: messenger RNA, 4642 nt
Organism: Spirodela intermedia
Lineage: Eukaryota; Viridiplantae; Streptophyta; Magnoliopsida; Alismatales; Araceae
Source: the annotation of a GenBank genome assembly